AUGCUUCUCACGCAAACCAAUACCAACUGGCUCAGGAUGCCGCCCAGAGAGCGGGGCAGCUCUUUGGAAGCUCCAAAGGGGGUUCAAGGCGUUGGUACCACAUUGCUCAAAAAGCACAAGAUGCUACCACAUCCUCGAGAACCCCGUGUGCCCAUUCAACCAAUGACGCCCGCGACGAAGCCUCGAAGACUCGUGGUUGAUACUGCCGUAGGAACAGGUUCGGAAACAUCCAGCCCGCCCACCUUGAAACACGCGUCGAGAAGAAUCAAUAGUCUCCCACCGACUCCUCCUACCCAUUCUCGUCAAUCUUCAAGUAACAGUGCCAGCAUUAGACAGGAUGCAGCGUCGUCUAGGAACAGCUCGAACGUUCCAUCCGUUCCCACCACUCCUACGAACCAAAGAAGUCCACCCACGCCAGACGUGACACCUCCACGACAUAUGCCUUUGUCAUUUCGACCUCCAAUUUUUGAUCGAUAUCCUUCUUCGCGUGCAGAAUCAUUCAAAACCGCUCUAGAAUCCCAAGACUCUUCAGAAGAAGAAGCGUCAACUGUGCGCCCGGCCAUCCCCUCGACGAGGACCUCUGCGCUUGAAGUACCUCAACUUCCAAAGUUACAACAUCGAAGGAAAGAAAUUGGUUUAGGGUUGGGACUUGAAUCGGAUAAUGAAGGUACGACCACGCCUAGACCACGAGUAGGAACGCCUCGCCGAGAAUCUCAUGUCUUUGACGGAGAAUGGAUAUCGGAACCAAGUGAGGUAGAGCGGGAAUGGGAUGAUAAUCUUAUGAGGAAUGUUACAGUACGCAAGAGACCAAUGCGCAAUUUCCAGAUGUUUACCAACGACAACAUGGAUGAGGUUUAUGAAGAUGACAUUAUCACGCCAACUCAGGCGACCAAGAUUGUGCGGAAUUUUCCUUUACAAGAACGGAUAGACCGACAUCGACAGCAGAGAGACACGAAGAACAGGUCUGUGAGUGAUCAAUUUGCGCAGAGAGCACCUAGGGUUCAAAUGGAUUCACCUACGACUCCUGAUGUUCGGCGGUUUUCCGCUGUAUCGACUCGAUCAGUAUCUUCAACCGUGGUUGAGGCCAUGGUUGUAGAUGGACCACCUGGACGAAGGAAAACUCUUAGACAUACCAAGAAGCAGAUUGGGCUUAGAGAUAUGAGCUCGGAUCAGUCAACGAUACCUUCCGCACCAACUUCAGUAAUAUCAAUGGAACAGACUCAUCGUUUACAUCAUUCCAAUGGACGACUCCUACAGCAUCAGAGCCAGAUUUCAACCAGAACUGUAAGUAGUACAGCUUCUGGUAAAGCACGCCGGCAAGUUCUAAAACGUGGAGGAAUACCUGUGGUUGUUAUUCCGGAUAGACACUCUUCUACCAAAUCUGCAAAGACACCCUCUUUGAGAUCAACCAGUAGCCGGAGAACGAAACGUAGCAUGUCUCUAAGCUCAGCACCACUUUCAAAUUCUUCAAGAUUCAAUGAGCCGGGAUAUUUUGAUACUCUUCCUCCUCGCAAAAGGAAUUAUUCGGAAUCGGCAGGAUCUGACUCUGUACGAACGAUUGACUUCCCACCAGAUAUUCCAGCAAGAAGAUCUUCUUUAUCGGCUCCUACAAGUCGGAAUACCUCGAGAGCAGGAUCGUUGACUGCCGAGAGUUUGAAAGCUCACAAUAUGAUUCAAGCUAGGAAGGCGGAGCAUGUAGUGGCUAAGCACGUACAGAGUCCAUCGGUCGAAUCUCCCAACGAUGUGGGGAUUUAUAGUCCUCGUGCGAAUGUCGAUCACAAUGGAGAUCCCUUCUUUGGCAAGCGAUGUUCAACUCAAGUAACUCCGUUCUCGCAAGUAUCUUAUGAAACCGCAGGAACCGCAGCUGAGGUAUCAGAGGCUUUAGCGGUAUCUAUUUUCCCUCAUCAAAACAAGUCGUUACUUGUUGUCCAACAUUCGUCUUCAGACUCUUCUCCUCCAGCGUCAAGAGAUGCUUCUGGCUCACAGGAACCUCGGUCUACUAUGCGUCUGAGUAUUAAACCUACAAGCGGUCCAGUUACCCCUCCACAACCUAGACACCCAAUGGAUGAAGUUGAUUCUCCUCUUCGCAAUCCUCGUGCGCCUCCAGCACCACCAGCGAUCAAAUUCAUUCCUGCAACGCCUGCUGCGGUAACACCGGGACACGAAGAGGAGAGACAGUUGGGAUUCGAGUUUAUUCCACAGCCUUGCCCCUCAGAUGAAAGGCCAAAACGUGGUCCAUCAUUGAUUAGAAAACUGAGUACCCGUCGAAAUUCCGAACCCGCUGUGGACAAAAAUCCUGGAUUUAUUAAGCGCACGUUGUCUUUGAGUAAUCGAACGAAGCGGCAGGAUGAAUCGACACAGACAUCCAAAGGAGUUGCAAAUCUCAGUACACUGUACCCUACAGUAGAUGAUAAACCAGCGGAUGGAACUAAGUUACACCCAUUUUGGAGACCUUCACAUUUCUGGGAUGAUUUGGAGGAUGAAGGUUUUGCAGAUGAUGAGCUUGGUGGUGGCUACCCAAUUGUCGACAACCGACCAACUCCCAAGCGAAGUAUUAGUGGCAAGUUGAAGCGGACCUUUGCUAUCUUACCACUCGAGGACGAGCCUAGCCAUCGAUCGCAUUCUCAAGACCGAAGAACGAUGCGGAAGAGUACCAGUGGUAAUCUUUGUGUUGUAAAGCAGAGGAGUAAUUCCAGUCUGAGAAGGGACAGAAACAAACGACGACAAUAUGCUCAAGUACCACCCGGGACUUUUGGUCAUGGUUUCAAAGAGGGAAAUGGGGGUAGGGUGCAUACGAUUCCUGGCAUUGGGAUUCGAGUGGAAUAUGUGGGAUGGAGUGCGCUGAAGGAGAGGAUGACGGAGAAGCGACGACAGCAGAGGAGUGAGAAGUUGCGUUCUAGCAUCAGUAAUCCGAGAGAGGUGAGGAGUGGGGUGGAUGAUGUGCUUAGGAGGAGAAAGCAGAGAUGA
Messenger RNA from Hymenoscyphus albidus, 2967 nucleotides. The record is from the annotation of a GenBank genome assembly. Lineage: Eukaryota; Fungi; Ascomycota; Leotiomycetes; Helotiales; Helotiaceae.